AAGGAAACAUGGUCAACCUGAAUCCAAGUCAAGUUCUAACAGAUGCUCGGCGUGUUGGGUGUAUAAGAGUUGUGGUUCAUGUUGGUGAUGCAAUAGAUGGGUCAGAUAACCAUUGGUCAAUAUAUCUCCUCCUUCAGACCGGUGGAUCAGUACGUGUAAAUAUGGUGACAGAAUAUGGAGAAAUAGAUGGGCGUCUUGAAUGGUCAGAUCUCGCAUAUCUUUUGACAACUUCGGCGAUACAACACUGGGACUUUCCGGUUACUAUGGCUAUCGAGGUUCGACAUGUCGCUGACACAAUUUACCGAAAUUCCCGUCAUCGGUAUCAGUUCUCUGGUGGAGGAUCUGGCUGUCGUUUCUGGGUUCACACAAUCAUGUAUGACAUUGAGGGCCGUCAAUAUAUCGCCGCGGGAACAUCAAACAAUUUGUGGCAACACCUACAAUACCUCUAUCGCCGGGACAAGGAUCCCCUGCAAAUUAAUUGGGUCCAGGGGACAUUUAAAUAGUCUUUAUCAAUGUUGUUCUUGUCUUAAAUGUAC
Molecule: messenger RNA, 536 nt
Organism: Penicilliopsis zonata CBS 506.65
Lineage: Eukaryota; Fungi; Ascomycota; Eurotiomycetes; Eurotiales; Aspergillaceae
Exons: 2
Coding region: 9-503 (164 amino acids)
Source: RefSeq, a predicted model, not a curated record